AUGGAUGCCCUCCCGGCAGAACUCAUUCAUCAGAUUCUGGAGCUACUAUGCACCGAUGCAUCGGACCCGUUCCGGUUCCGCGCGGUAGCUGUAACAACUCCUGGGCAAUUAGUCUCCUUGCUCGACGCUUUCACGCAAUCAUCGCCUCUCGCGAAAGCGAGCAUGCGCCACCUCUUCAUGGUCGUGCAUAAGGAGAGCACGGAGGCUGGCAGCUACAUCCUCCAACGUACCUCGCACACCCUGGAGACUCUCACCUGCCUGAUCGAAGACAGCGGCGCGUCCGUCGACCAGACCAUCAUAUGGACUACGUUCCCCCGGCUCACCGCACUCACCCUGCGUUACCGCAUCUACCCGUACUACUUCUUCAUCUUCGGCGGCCCACCCGAGAGCAUCCCUACGCUGCCCAAUCUGCGCUACCUUCACGUAGCCCAAGAACGACUAGAGAAUAUUCAUGCCGUCCACAGGACCAUGGAUCUCUUUGCGCGGCGUACAGGGGGGCGGCUCGAGCGUGCCAGAGUGUCCAGCGUGAUAGUAGGAGAAGCGUCGAUACGAUCGCUGCAAGAGAUACUGUCGUUCGGGACUGUGGGGGGUGCUCCACCGGUACCCGCUAGUCUUCGAUAUUAUGUCAUCGAGUUGGACUCGGUAGCACGGUGGUGGUCGCAGCCGGAGUCACAGGUCACAGACAGGCUGGUGGAUCUCAAGCGGUGGGCCGAGGAGCAGGGCGUUGUGCAGCUCAUAAUUCUCCCUUCAAGUAGAACCUACGAGAAGACGCCAGAGAUGUGGAAGGAGGAGUGGCUGCAGGUGCAGAGUGGUGCCGUCGACCGGGUGGCAGAAUGGCUUGAUACGAUGCACGGUACCGCAAGUGUUGCAAGUCCAGAUUCAAGCGGCGGGGUGCAAGUUCUCGAAUAG
Messenger RNA from Gloeophyllum trabeum ATCC 11539, 909 nucleotides. RefSeq lists its product as uncharacterized. Bases 1 to 909 code for a protein of 302 amino acids. NCBI's taxonomy places the organism in Eukaryota, Fungi, Basidiomycota, Agaricomycetes, Gloeophyllales, Gloeophyllaceae. The record is from RefSeq and is a predicted model, not a curated record. The transcript has 3 exons.